AUGAGAGAGGGAGAGGGGGUGGGAGAGAGGGUGAUGGGUGUGGAAGAGAGGGAGAGGGUGAUGGGUGUGGAAGAGAGUGAGAUGAGAGGGAGAAGGGGUGGGAGAGAGGGUGAUGGGUGUGGAAGAGAAGGAGAUGAGAGAGGGAGAGGGGGUGGAAGAGAGGGAGAGGGGGUGGGAGAGAGGGUGAUGGGUGUGGAAGAGAGGGAGAGGGUGAUGGGUGUGGAAGAGAGUGAGAUGAGAGGGAGAAGGGGUGGGAGAGAGGGUGAUGGGUGUGGAAGAGAAGGAGAUGAGAGAGGGAGAGGGGGUGGAAGAGAGGGAGAGGGGGUGGGAGAGAGGGUGAUGGGUGUGGAAGAGAGGGAGAGGGUGAUGGGUGUGGAAGAGAGUGAGAUGAGAGGGAGAGGGGGAGAUGAGAGAGGGAGUGGGGGUGGGAGAGAGGGAGAGAGGGAGAUGAGAGAGGGAGAGGGGGUGGGAGAGAGGGUGAUGGGUGUGGAAGAGAGGGAGAGGGUGAUGGGUGUGGAAGAGAGUGAGAUGAGAGGGAGAAGGGGUGGGAGAGAGGGUGAUGGGUGUGGAAGAGAAGGAGAUGAGAGAGGGAGAGGGGGUGGAAGAGAGGGAGAGGGGGUGGGAGAGAGGGUGAUGGGUGUGGAAGAGAAGGAGAUGAGAGAGGGAGAGGGGGUGGAAGAGAGGGAGAGGGGGUGGGAGAGAGGGUGA
This is a messenger RNA of Haliotis rufescens (red abalone), 708 nucleotides long. Its product is annotated as protein argonaute 3-like. The coding region runs from base 1 to 708 and encodes 235 amino acids. NCBI's taxonomy places the organism in Eukaryota, Metazoa, Mollusca, Gastropoda, Lepetellida, Haliotidae. The transcript is spliced from 2 exons. The record is from RefSeq and is a predicted model, not a curated record.